AUGCACUACACAUGUUGGAGAGGCGCCCAGAGCUUGGUUACCGGCUCUUUUGAUUCAGUUUUGAGUAAAGGCAACUGGAAAGCGUUAAGAAGUAAAUUCACUAUUGCGAACACGAGGACAGCCGCACAAUCGCACUCUAUUAUUCCAACGAGGCAUUUCCAAAGUAGUCUUCCACGGCUCCCCAUUCCGCCUCUCAGUGGGACGCUUCACAGGUAUGCAGCAGCGGUGAAAGCGUUAAUACCGAGUGCACAAUACGAAAAAACGAUAAAACUGAUCAAGAGUUUUGAGUUGAAGGAGGGGCGUAAACUACAAGAGGAGUUGGUACACACGGAUCGAGUCAACAAACACACGUCAUAUAUAUCUUCAGAUCUAUUUGAGUAUAAGUUUAAGAAACGCGACCCACUCCCGAUUCAUCAUCACACAUGCAUCUUUGUGCGACCACUGAAAAAGGUAGAUGAUAUGUUGAUGCGAGCAACACAUUGGAUUACGCAGAGUGUGGUAUUUUACAACCUCUAUCUAAACAACACCCUUCGACCUGAUAUCUUUUACGUAGGUAAUACCAAGAACGCCUACUAUCAUCAGGAUUGGUUUGAUCGAACGGUGGCACUGUGUCCUGGGUAUUUUAGUGCGCCUUUCAUGACAGCCAUUUCGAAUCAUCAUGCUUUUCCUUUAGAUUUAUCGCAGAACGAUACCCUCUUUAAUAGCACUCGUGUCCCUGGUGUCUUACAAGACGAAAUCCAUGCUGUCGGCUUCAUGCCGCACAUCAUUGUGCAACAUCGCGGUCACCAGUUUAGCGUCACAGUUGCAACUGAGGAAUGCAACCCACUUCCAGAGGAGGAGAUUUAUGCACGACUGAAGGCGAUUGUGGCGUUAAACGUCUUCCCAGCACGGGUGGAUGUAGGUAUUUUUACGUCAUUGCCACGGAGUGACUGGAGCGUUGUGCGGAACAUGUUGCUUCGUGAUGUGGUGAACACAAGAAGUCUAGAACAAAUAGAGACCAGUAUGUUUGUCCUAAACUUGGAUGAUGAGAUGGAGGACGGAAAUGGGGAUUUUACGUUAGCUCCACAAAAGGCUGCAAAACUGCAGAUGUCCAAGAGCAUUAACCGAUGGUGGGAUAAAAGUUUUUCUGUCAACGUAGCACACGAUGGGUCCCUGAGUGUGAGUUAUGAGGAAAGUUGGUGUGACGGCGCUGCUGUCCGGAGAUAUAUCACAGAUGUUCAAAAUCAAUGUGCGCAGAGCAGUGGUGACACAUCAACAAUUGACUCAGAUUUAGCACCCAAUGAACCAAUUCAGCAGUUGAGUUGGUGUAUUCCAGCGGAUCUUGAGCAAGUCGCCUUAAAGGCACGCAGCCGUCUCGAGUACGAGGCUAAUCAAUUAGAUCUCUAUGCUGAUGUUUUAGACAACUUGCCUACACGGUCUUCACUUGCUUUAUCAAACAGAGGUCUUACUAUGGAUGCACUUUUACAUCUUUCCCUUCAAUUAGCCUGGUGGCGGUUGUAUCGUAGCACGGUGUCCUCCGUGCAGCCGCUGAAUUUAGGCAUCUUCCGUCGUGGUCGCACGGACUACAUUUAUACUGCUACGGAGCUUAGUCAAAAUUUUACUAUUGCUUCUAUGGCUAAUGCAGUAGAUGACGUUGCAAACCUACCAGCUUCAACGGCAAAACUGUGCUUUCAAGCUGCACGAGAGUAUCAAGAGGCGGUUAAACUUGUUAUGCUUGGCAACGGUAUCCAUAAUCAUCUAUUUGCCUUGAAUAUCAUAUCGAAUCGCUUUUACGGCCGUACACCGCAGUUGUUUUUGGGCGAUACUUACACUACUUUGUGCGAGCCCAAGCUUUUCAUGACGGAGUGUUGCUCUCUCGCAGCGGCAGCGGCCUUAGUAACACCACGGAAGGAAGGCUAUGGGAUAUCGUAUACACGUGUUGGUAAUGCUUUAGUGUUAAUGAUAUCGACCUGGAAGAACGUUUACAGUCCUCAAAGCGAUGCAGCGGAGUUUACCGAGACGCUAAUUCGUUCCAUCAAGGAUAUCUACAAUUUAUUUCAGAUCCCCUCAAAAUGA
This is a messenger RNA of Phytomonas sp. Hart1, 2055 nucleotides long. The record is from the annotation of a GenBank genome assembly. NCBI's taxonomy places the organism in Eukaryota, Euglenozoa, Kinetoplastea, Trypanosomatida, Trypanosomatidae.